Rhipicephalus microplus (southern cattle tick) is the source of this 534-nucleotide messenger RNA. RefSeq lists its product as uncharacterized. The record is from RefSeq and is a predicted model, not a curated record. NCBI's taxonomy places the organism in Eukaryota, Metazoa, Arthropoda, Arachnida, Ixodida, Ixodidae.
AUGGCCAAUGGCUACCACAAUGGGGCUGGCAGCAGCGGAACCACGUGCCGGAUCUGUCAGGAAGGCGACCAAAAGGCUCAGCUUGUGUCUCCCUGCAGCUGCUCUGGCACGAUAGGCUUCGUACAUGUGUCGUGCCUCGAGCGUUGGCUUAAUGAGCGGGACGUGGACUACUGCGAACUCUGCGAAGAAGAAUACACGGAGCGUAACCAACUGCUCCAAGACAUCUCUAGCCUCAUUGAAGGCACGUCGUACAAAGUGUGCACAGCGAGGAAGUCGAGGAAGGCCUGCCAUGCUGAUCCAAGCGUGCAAGUGCGAAAAGUGGCAUUGGCUGCCAGAGAUGUGCACGGAAAUAGAUACGCGGAGCGCAGCACAGCCUUCAACGCCGAGUGUGACACCACUGAGGAAGAAAUUGGCGUUACUAGCCCCAUUGUCUAUGCUACGCCGGAGAAGCUGCUGCCUCGCACGGUGACUCCUGAGGACGACGAACGUGAAUGGGACGACGUCAUAAGUGAAAGUGCGUUAGGCAUAGAUUGA